AUGGUGCCAAGAAGGGAGAAUAAAGAUAUCCUUGGUUCAUCAGUCACUGAAAUCAACUCACAUAUUCUGAUACCAUCCAUUUCGGAUGAGAAAAACAAGAAAACCAAGAAGAUAUUGGAACAUAAUUAUACCACACCAAUUGAGUUCCUACUUGUUGGAUUCACAGAUUAUCUACCUCUCAGAGUCACACUAUUCUCAAUAUUUCUCAUAGUCUAUACACUAACUGUGGUGGGAAAUAUAGGUUUAAUAAUGUUAGUUAAUAUCAAUUCAAGCCUUCAAACCCCCAUGUAUUAUUUUCUCAGCAGCUUGUCUUUCUUAGACAUCAGCUAUUCUACAGCAAUCACUCCUAAAAUGCUGGUGAAUUUCUUAGCAUCCAAGAAAAGCAUCUCCCCCUAUGGGUGUGCACUACAAAUGUUUUUCUUUGGCUGUUUUGCUGAUGCUGAGUGCCUUAUUCUGGCAGCAAUGGCAUAUGACCACUAUGCAGCCAUCUGUAAUCCAUUGCUCUAUUCUACACAUAUGUCUCGGCGAGUCUGUAUCUGCUUCAUUGUGUUGGCAUACUUCAGUGGAAGUGUGACCUCGAUGGUCCAUGUCUGCCUCACAUUCAGGCUGCUAUUUUGUGGCUCCAAUAUUGUCAACCAUUUUUUCUGUGAUAUCCUGCCUCUCUUGGCUUUAUCGUGUACAGACACUCAUAUCAAUGAAAUUCUACUCUUUGCCUUGUGUAGCUUCAUCCAGACCAGCACUUUUGUGGUCAUCUUUUUCUCUUACUUCUGUAUCCUCAUCACUGUUUUCAGCAUCAAGUCCUCAGGUGGCAGAAGGAAAACGUUCUCUACCUGUGCUUCCCAUCUCAUAGCAAUAUCCUUAUUUUAUGGAACGCUCCUGUUUAUGUACUUACGUCCCAUUGUCAGCUACUCCCUAGACACUGACAAAGUGGUUGCAGUGUUGUAUACUGUUGUCUUUCCCAUGCUUAAUCCACUAAUCUAUAGCUUCAGAAACAAGGAUGUAAAAAAUGCCCUCAAAAAGUUGGAUUGGACUUUCAAAUGA
Molecule: messenger RNA, 1041 nt
Organism: Hippopotamus amphibius kiboko
Lineage: Eukaryota; Metazoa; Chordata; Mammalia; Artiodactyla; Hippopotamidae
Product: olfactory receptor 5AS1-like
Exons: 2
Coding region: 1-1041 (346 amino acids)
Biological process (GO): G protein-coupled receptor signaling pathway; sensory perception of smell
Cellular component (GO): membrane
Molecular function (GO): odorant binding; G protein-coupled receptor activity; olfactory receptor activity
Source: RefSeq, a predicted model, not a curated record